GAAACACCAUUCUCUCGUGACGAUUAUAUGCUUACAUCGUUUCAAAAUAUCGAACGAUGGCUUGUACACCCGUCGUUAUAUUCCACGCAACCUUCAGGAAGACUUGUAGAGAAGCUUCCUUCAACAGGAUCUUCACUGCAGCGAUGUCUACCGCCCGAGUGAAAAUCCGCUCUAGUUCUGAACCAUCGAGGUCACUAGUAACACAGUCUCCUGAACGGUCAUCCGCAUCCGGUUUGACAUCACCUUCUCACCUUUGGACAAUGUUUAAACGGGCAGUCACGACUUCUUUUACUGCGAUCGUGGGAGAUGAUUCCAAAUGUCGAGGCGAAGGCAUGAAUCGCGACUUUGAACCCCAGGAUGCCAAUUUCGCCUCUCCCUGGUUGAGCUAUGCGAAUACCUUGGAGGUAAUAAUGUCGUAUAUGAGACUCCUUGUGACAACCAAGUUGAGGUCGAAGACGAUCAAUCCAGCUCUUUCUCAUUGGAGACUUGUGAUCAGUACUGCGCAAGCACCCACACACCAUGCCCCUUGUGACGUGUUAUCCUUUUCAUUCGUACCCUCGACGGCAUGCCCGGAUUCCAGGAGGCACACAGUCACCAAAAUGCCUACAUCCAGUACCAGUGCACGUAAAUCGUGUCAAUUGGCCAAGUCGCUACCAUGAGGCAGCCUCCGUCUUAGUAACAGCAUUUUGAGCAAGUAGGCGGCAAUUCCGGGGGACGACAAAGAAACGGCAGCUCAUUCU
Molecule: messenger RNA, 740 nt
Organism: Somion occarium
Lineage: Eukaryota; Fungi; Basidiomycota; Agaricomycetes; Polyporales; Cerrenaceae
Source: the annotation of a GenBank genome assembly